This is a messenger RNA of Paraglomus occultum, 1022 nucleotides long. The record is from the annotation of a GenBank genome assembly. Lineage: Eukaryota; Fungi; Glomeromycota; Glomeromycetes; Paraglomerales; Paraglomeraceae.
AGACGCCCGAGUCACUUGCUGCAAAGGACCACAUAUCGCCACAACCAUUGACACCAGGAAUGUUCGGAUAUAGUUUAUUCCGACCAACGUCGAACCAAGGCUUCUUUUACGACAUUUUAGACGAAUGCAACAAUUUCGGCGUCUCGAUUGAAGGUCUCCACACAGAAACAGGGCCAGGCGUUUAUGAAGCAGCGCUGGCAUAUUCUCCGGCCGUAAAAAUGGCUGAUAUGGCCACUCUGUUUAAAUUGGCUGUUAAGCAAAUUGGUAUUCUCCGUUACAAUGUCAUGCCUACCUUUAUGGCUAAGCCAAAUCACAGAUUGCCAGGAUGCUCGGGUCAUCUGCAUUUCUCUUUGAAGCACAUGGAUACAGGCAAGAACGCAUUCACAAAAAUUGUCAACGAUGAGACAAAGCAAGACUCUGCACAAGAGGUCAACGAGAUUUCAGAAAAUGAAUGGGAAGAUACGAAAAACAUGAGCGAGACAAUGAAGUACUUUGUCGCGGGUGUUUUAACUGGAUUACCAAGUAUCAUGCCAUUAUUGGCACCAACUGUAAACAGCUACAAACGCCUCGUGGAAAAUUACUGGGCACCCGUAAACGUAUCCUGGGGUUUCGAGAACCGCACCGCAGCAAUUCGUGUCAUAGCUCCGCCGACAAGUUCUCCAUCUGCAACACGAAUAGAAUUGCGCGUGCCGGGUGCUGACAUUAACGCAUAUCUUGCCAUUGCUGCUACUUUGGCUAGUGGACUGUAUGGGAUCGAGAAUCAACUGCAGAUUCCUAUUCCGCCUGUCUCUUAUGCAAGGAGCCAAAUGGGCGACAAGCCUUUACGUCAGAAUGAAGGGAAUAGAUUGGCCAAGACUUUGCAAGAGGCAACCCUCACUAUGAUGGAAAAGGACUCGAUUGCGCGGAAGGUUCUGGGUGAUCGCUUUGUUGAUCAUUUUGGUAAGAGUCGGUUGCAUGAGUGGAGGCUAUGGGAGACUAGCGUGACGAACUGGGAAUUAAAGCGCUACUUUGAGACUGUCUGA